This is a messenger RNA of Balearica regulorum gibbericeps (East African grey crowned-crane), 1571 nucleotides long. Lineage: Eukaryota; Metazoa; Chordata; Aves; Gruiformes; Gruidae. The record is from RefSeq and is a predicted model, not a curated record.
AUGGUAAAGAAGAAUACUAUCCCUGAUGGAUGGCGGAGUUUGACACCAGUUGGACAGCCUAUACCAGGAACUAGAUUUAUUGCCUUCAAAGUACCUUUAAAAGGGGCAAUUAACCAGAGGCUUACCCCGACCCAGAAAUUUACACCAAAAGACUUAAUUGCUGCUAUGAAAGCCUUAAAUGUGGAGCUUGGAUUAAUUAUUGAUUUAACAUAUACCACACGAUACUAUGAAGUUAAGGAUUUACCUAAAAGCGUGCAGUAUAAGAAACUUUAUACCAUUGGACUUGAAGUCCCCGAUAAUGCUACUAUCCUACAGUUCAAAAAGUGGGUCAGAAAAUUCCUAUGGGAAAAUGUGGGAAAUGAGAAACUCAUUGGCGUUCACUGUACUAAUGGAAUUAAUAGAACUGGCUACCUUAUAUGUAGAUAUCUUAUAGAUGUUGAAGGCUGGGAUCCAGAGGCAGCAAUUCAAGCUUUUGGUGAUGCUAGAGGUCAUUGCAUGGACGGUCUUGUGUAUCUUACGGAUCUCAGAACACAACCAAUGAGAAGUAACCUUGGAAUGGAUGUAUGGGAUUCAAAUGAAGAUAUUCUUCCCCCGCCACACGGAAUGGAAGGACCUGUAGAGGGGUUCCCAAAUGAAGAUUUUCAGGGGUCUGGGAAAAGAUUAAGAAUUUAUGAUAACCACUCUCACAAUGAUUUGCAAGGAGACAUACAGUUGAGAGAUUUUGAUUUCAUUAAUAAGGGACCUGGACAAAGACGAAGACCAUUUCAUGACCAUCAGGCUCAGGAUGAUUUAAGAGCACCAAUGCAGAUAAGAAAUUGGGACUACAACAGGGGACCAGGACAGAGGCGAAGACCCUUUCCUGAUCACCAGUGUUACGAUGAUUAUCAAGAAGACCUGCAGCUGAAGGACCUAGACUUCAGUAACAAGGGACCUGGACAAAGGUUGAGACCUUUUCAUGGACACCAGUUUCAUGAUGAUGUACAGGCAGAGAGACAGUCGGGGGACGUUGAAUUUAACAGAGGCCGUGGACAAAGGCAGAGAUCGUUUCCUGACCAUCCAUCUCACAGUGAUUUGCAGGAAGACAGGCGGUCAAAGGAUUAUGAUUUUGGUAGCAGGGGCCGUGGCCAGAGACGAAGACCGUUCCAUGACCACCAAUCUCACAAUGAAUUUCAGACUCAGAUGCAGUUGAAAGAGUUAGAGUGUGUCAGCAAAGGUCCUGGACAAAGACUGAGAUCUUUCCAUGACUAUCAGUCACAUGAUGACUUGCAGCCACAGAUGCAAUUGGGAGAUUUUGAAUUUGUUAACAGGGGUCGUGGGCAGAGGUUGAGACCUUUCAAUGAUCACCAGCCUCCCAAUGACUUACAAACAGAAAUGAAACUAAAAGAUUAUGAUAAUAAAGGUCCCGGACAAAGGCGUAGACCUUUUCAUGACCAUCAGCCUUAUGACGACUUACAGGAACAGACUCAGUUAAAAGAUUUUGAUUAUGUUAAUAAAGGGCAUGGACAAAGGCCAAAACCUUUUCAUGAUCGUCCAGGUCACGAUGACUUGCCACAUGAAUGGUGUUCAGACAG